This is a messenger RNA of Blepharisma stoltei, 2815 nucleotides long. The record is from the annotation of a GenBank genome assembly. Lineage: Eukaryota; Ciliophora; Heterotrichea; Heterotrichida; Blepharismidae.
AUGAGCCUUCAUCCAAAUGCUAUAAGAAAUCUCCACAAUACUCAGCAUUGGCUAUUUAAAUAUUUUUAUUGUUUUUUUAAUAGUAAAUUUUUAAAAAAUUUUUUAUAAAUAAUUUUCAUCCCCAGCAUCUCCCUGAUUAUCAGCCCAUCGUUCAAGUCCUCGAUAUGAAAUCUCUCAACAACCAAAAAUACCAAAUUGUAAUUUCAGAUGGCGAAUUUUAUCAGCAAGCUCUAUUUGUAGGCCAAUGCAAUGAUAUCAUAAAAUCAGGAAUUAUUCAUAUUUAUGACCUUAUCAAAAUCAACGAUUACGUCGUCAACAUUCUCAACAACACAAAAAUUCUAUUCAUUACUGAAAUUGAGCAUGUUUCUUCAUAUGAUAGUCAAAUUGCAGACCCAAUCAGAUAUAAUGAUAUCAGAACAAAUCCGAAACCUGUGCUUGAAGAAACCCAAGAAAUCCCUGAAGCACCAGUCCCAGAUCAAAAAAUAGCCCAAAUCCCCGAAAAAUUAAUCCCAGAGCAAACAAAAGACUUGUACGCGCCUAUAAAAUCAUUAACCCCAUUAUCAACCAGCUGGAUUAUUAAAGCAAGAGUUUCACAAAAAACUGAUAUAAAGACGUGGCAUAAUGCAAGAGGAGAAGGAAAAGUUUUUUCUAUCACUCUGAUUGAUUCGUAUUUAGAUGAAAUACAAGCUGUAUUUUUUAAUGCUGCAGCUGAUAAGUUUUAUGAUGUUUUUAAGGAAGGAAAAGUUUAUACAUUUAGUGAUGGGAAUGUUAGGUCUGCGAAAAGGAAAUUUCAUUCUGUUGAAAAUGAUUAUCAAUUAAAUUUUGAUACAAAUGCUGUUAUUGCAGAAGUGCCUGAUGAUGGGAAAUUUUAUGAAAAAAACAAUUAAAUAAUUUUUUAUAUAAAAAUAAUAAAACAAUUAUUUUAAAUAUCCAUGAUGGGAAUAUUGGGUUUUUGAAAUUCAAUUUUAUACCAAUUGACCAAUUAUCAAAACUUGAAAUCGGCACAAUUUUAGAUGUUUGUGGAAUUAUCACAGAAAUUGGCUCAUUAUCUGACAUCAUGUCCAGAAAAGGUGAAAAUUUGAAAAAAAGGAGUGUUCGAAUUACAGACCAUACCUAUUUUUCAAUAGAAAUUACCCUAUGAAAUGACCUUGCAACUUUGCAAGAUUUCGACUCAAUUUCAAUUGACUCCAAGCCUAUUUUAGCAGGAAAAUCAUUAAGGCUCACAGACUUCAACGGCCUAUCACUUACCUGUGAAAAAUCAAUAUCCUCAAUAUACAUAAACCCCAAAGACUAUAAAGAACUCGACUUUAUUAAGCGUUGGAAAAAUUCCUCCACAGAAAAUAGGCUACAGCUAACCCCUCUUACCCAUCGUACAAUAUCCAAAACUCAGCAAGAAUUCAAAACCCUCAGAGAAAUCAAAGAAAUUUGGGAAGGAUUAAUGAUAUCUUCAGACCAAACUAUAAGCUAUACCAUUAUUGGCUAUAUUUCUUAUAUAAGAUCAGACAAUUUUUCAUCAUUGACUUAUCCUUCAUGCAAAAAUUCAUCAAGUUGCAAAAAGAAAGUCUUGAUGGAAAGUGAUGGACUUUUUAGAUGUGAAAAAUGCAAAGAAUCGUUCCCCAACUGCACUUAUAGGUAUCUUUUAUCGAUGGUUUUUAACGAUUCUACUGAAAAUAUAUACAAAUUUUAAUUAAAACGUAAAAAAAAAUAAUUAUUUAUAUUUUUUGGCUUGUUUAAAACACGAGAAUAUAAAUGUGACCGGGUUUGAUGAGGUUGGGAAUUCUUUAUUUGGGAUGACUGCAGGACAGUUAUAUGAAGUUUCUAAAGAGCAGGAGAAAUUUGAUGGAGUGAUCAGUGGGGUUUUUAGAAAAGAAAGAAUUGGGACUUUGAGGGUUAGCAAUAAUGAUUCAGGAAAUGGGCCUAGGACAAGAUAUAGAAACUUCCUUGGAGUGGCGCUGCAAGCGCAGGCCACUCCAUGGGGAAUUCAUGGGUUGGUCGAACCAACGCACAGUUUUGGUUCGACCAACUCCUAUGUUGGUUAAACCAACACAGGAAUUCCACAUGGAGUGGCCUGCACUUGCAGCGCCACUCCAAGAAAAGAAGUAUAUGUAUUAGAUUAGAUUUAAAUGUGUCUUUAAAGUCCCCACUUCGUCGUCUAGAAGUUCCACGGGUUUACCCCGUGGGAGCAGAGGCGCAACCGCUUCAAGCCUGGGCCGAAACCCCCGGUUUCUCAGUAGAGGUAAAAGGUGAAGGGACGUCUUAUACCGUCUUCGCUAACUGCCUCCAUUUCCAACUUGUCACGCCGCCCUAUUUUUACGCCAACCUUGUUCGCACCGAUCGUCGAUCCGCUCGCUGAGAGCGAUUUAACCGGAGAGACCCCCGUUGAGAUAUCUAGUUUGCUUCCCCUCUUUUCCGGUCAUCCCGAGAAAGAACUCAACAGCUUUCGCCAUUCGGGGCAAACCACAAAAGCAGCCUAGGCAGGUAUGUCACCCUGCCUCAUUUAGGGCACCCACUGGGCUGGGCUCUGCUGGCAAAAAGAAGUUGUGAAUAACUGCCCAAGGGUUUGGUCGCAAAAACAGCGGCCUUCGCGUUAGGCCUCUCGCCUCGAGGUCCCAAACAUUGCUGGGCCAAUUCCCGGCUCCAAAAACCAUGCCCGGAUACACGGAUAACUACCCAUGAGAGGUGGGUCGGACGUCAUCCGCCAUUUUAUGUAUAUACAAGAUAUGUAUUGAUGAAGCUGGAGCCGAUGAACUUUCAAAGAGGAUCGAUUUUGUUUUUAGAUGAAAUCAACUAUAUUAUGGGGCAGAUUUCUUUAUAA